GGUAAAGCACGUUGCUCCUCCAGGUUCCCAUAAUGCUUUUAUGUGUUUACCUCCGCUCUGACAGCACCGGUGCUGCUCACUGGAUCUUCUAAUUACCGACUAGAAUUCAGCAUCUGUCCAGCAGUGCUGUAUGCACUGAAACAUCACCAUAUCUUGGGACAAGUCCUGCAUUAUUCACCGGUCACACUUGGGAGAUUGUCGACAGCUUUGUUAACGUGGGCUUCGGAAAAUUCCUCGCUCUUAAUCUGAGGGCCGUGUCGCUGAGAGAUUGAGUGUCCAGAGCCAACACAUGAUGUUCAAGGACUACAGAUUUGGCCAAGCUGUAGGACUGAAUCCGCUACCCUUUGAUCCUGCCACAAACAACGAACCCCUGCAAUUCAGCAGCUCCAAUGGGCCCCUGGUUUCUGAAUGUCCUCUCGAGAACGGAACAGAAAACAGCAAGAAGAGGAAGAGACCCAACCUUCCUCCAGAGGGUCUACGAAAUAUUGCCAUGGACUCCAACUCUUUGCCGAUGCCCAUGUCGGACCCUAAUGCCUGGGCAACUGCCAUGAACAACCUUGGAAUGGCCCCCAUGGGCAUGAAUGGCCAACCUAUCUUGUCUGAUUUUGACCCCAGCCUUGGCAUGAUGACUGGCAUUGCUCCAAUGAACCCCAUAAUGCCCGGCCUUGGGAUUGUGCCCCCGCCAGUUUCACAAGACAUGCCCAUCGUGAAGGAAAUCAUCCACUGCAAGAGCUGCACUCUCUUUCCACCCAACCCCAACCUGCCUCCCCCUGCCACCAGAGAGAGACCCCCUGGCUGUAAGACUGUGUUUGUGGGCGGUUUGCCAGAAAACGCCACAGAGCAGCUCAUUGUGGAGGUGUUUGAACAGUGUGGAAGCAUCAUCGCCAUUCGCAAGAGCAAGAAAAACUUUUGUCACAUCCGAUUCGCUGAGGAGCACACAGUGGAUAAGGCCCUCUUCCUGUCAGGUUAUAGAAUCAGGCUGGGAUCAAGUACAGAUAAGAAGGACACAGGCCGGCUGCAUGUAGAUUUUGCUCAGGCCAGAGAUGACCUGUACGAGUGGGAGUGCAGACAGCGCAUGCUAGCCCGGGAAGAAAGGCACCGCCGGAGGGUAGAGGAAGACCGCCUACGACCCCCAUCACCACCCCUCAUCGUCCAUUACUCUGAGCAUGAAUGCAGCCAGCUAGGAGAGAAACUCAAAGACGACACCAAAUUUCCCGAGGCGGUGCGUGUCCUGCUGACCUGGGUGGAACGAGGGGAGGUAAACCGCCGGAACGCCAACAACUUCUAUUCCAUGGUCCAGUCCUCCAAUAGCCACAUUCGCAGGCUGAUGAAUGAGAAAGCUGCCCAUGAGAAGGAGAUGGAGGAAGCCAAGGAGAAGUUCAAGAAUGCCCUUGCUGGGAUUUUAGUGCAAUUUGAGCAGAUUGUGUCUGUAUUCCACGCUGCUUCCAAACAAAAGGCAUGGGACCAUUUCUCCAAAGCUCAACGCAAGAACCUGGACAUGUGGCGAAAGCAAGCAGAGGAGAUCAGAAACAUCCACAAUGAAGAGUUGAUGGGAAUUCGAAGAGAGGAGGAAAUGGAGAUGUCGGAUGAUGACAUGGAAGAUGCUCCAGAGAGCAAGGACUCCGAUGACUCAGGGCCGCUGGCGCAGGUGGAAGCUCUGAAAGAGGAGAACGACAGUCUGCGGUGUCAGCUGGACGCCUACAGAAAUGAGGUGGAGCUGUUGAAACAGGAGCAGGGUAAAGCUCAGCCCCAGCGCAGCGAGGAGGACGCCACCCGCCAGCAGCAACUCAGCUUCCUGCAGCAGGCACUGCAGGGCAUGCAGAAGCAACUGCUGAAGCUCCGUGAGGAUCUGAAACAGAGAGAGACGGAACUGGAGAACAGCUCAGAGGAAAAACAACAACUCGAAAGCCAGAUCCAGAGUCUUAAGGAGCGGAUCCAAGCCUUUCCCACAUCACACACUCUGACUCGGGAGACGGCAGAGCAAGAGGACAGAGGAAGCGAUGAAAGUGCAAAUCACGCUAGCGAGGCGGCAGCAUCGGCAGUGGUGUCCUGCAGCCAGGAGAAAGAGAACUUGCCGGAGAAGGGUCCUCCCAGCCCUGUGAAGUCAGAAAGAGAAGCCCUGCUUGUGGGAAUCAUCUCAACUUUUCUUCAUGUUCAUCCUUUUGGAGCCAGUAUUGAAUAUAUCUGCUCCUAUUUACAGCGGCUGGACACUAAGAUCAGUACCACAGAAGUGGAGACGCUACUGGGUCGGUUGCCUUGUACAUUCAAGCAGGAAUUGACAGGUGUCGGGGCAAGUCUGGAAAAACGCUGGAAGUUCUGUGGUUUUGAUGGCAUUAAGACAGCAUAGAGACACGGGUUGGGGGGACCCGCACAGACUCAAAGUAAAUGGCCAAUGGACAGGAGACGUUAACCAAUCACCUGCCAGCUCUCUGUAUCCAUCAGCCCAGCCCCAUGAGAUUCUAAUGUGGAAAUCUCAAAAAGCACUCCAGACCUGGAGAAAACACUCUAGUCUUGGUGAUCCUCAAGACUUUGGUGUGUAGUAUGUUUUAGUAUGUGUACACACAAGCACAUGUUGAAGUGUGUGUGUGUGCAUUAGUACAAUGUGAAUGGACUCAAUGGAGUUCAACCUCACAACAAGACUCUGACCUGUUGCAGCAAUGAAAUACUCAUCGGGUAAAAAAAUCAGGGUCUGCUUGACCGAGGACUGAACUGUCAAAAAAAAGUUAUAAAUAACGUGAAUAUAUUUCUUCUUUUUCUUCUGUAUAGGCUGCAAGCAGUUGCAUAGAAUCUUUUGUUCAUAUACACUGUAAAUGUUUGAAUAACUUGCUAUUUUUAAAUAAAAAAA
Molecule: messenger RNA, 2845 nt
Organism: Myxocyprinus asiaticus (Chinese sucker)
Lineage: Eukaryota; Metazoa; Chordata; Actinopteri; Cypriniformes; Catostomidae
Gene: enox2
Product: ecto-NOX disulfide-thiol exchanger 2
Exons: 16
Coding region: 290-2347 (685 amino acids)
Biological process (GO): ultradian rhythm
Cellular component (GO): plasma membrane; external side of plasma membrane
Molecular function (GO): protein-disulfide reductase activity; RNA binding
Source: RefSeq, a predicted model, not a curated record